CAGAAUUACUGAUACGAUUGCUGUCUUUUUUUUUAGAUUACGUGUAUUUCGAGACUACCAACUCGUCGCCGUAUCAGAUCAGAAGGAUAGAAGAAUUAAAUAAGACCGCGAACGGGAAUGUGGAGGCAAAAGUCAUGUGUUUCUUCAGGCGGAGGGAUUUGCCGCCUCCCUUAGUCAUGCUGGCGGACAAACAUCAAUUGACAAACGCGGAGCAACAGAGGUCGGAAUCCCCUGCGAGUACACAGAAUCAGAAACUCGAGAAUCCCGACACUACUAAGGAAAUGACUAAUAAAGAUGGUAUCGGGCCCAAAGUGAUGAUCAAAGGGGGCGGGAAAGGGGGCUGGCUGAAGGCCCCAUUAUCGGAGGCCCAAGAGCCCCACGGGGUGGAAGAAGGUGUUCCUGGAGGAGUAACGGAAUUAAGUUCUAAGCAACGUCACCAAAUGAAACACAGGGAACUGUUUUUAUCGCGGCAAGUGGAGACUAUGCCUGCCACGCAUAUUAGGGGCAAAUGCUGCGUUACGUUAUUGAAUGAAACCGAAUCCUUGACGAGCUACCUAAACAAAGACGAUUCAUUUUUUUACUGCUUAGUAUUUGAUCCUACUGCACGUACUUUGCUUGCUGAUAAAGGCGAAAUUAGAGUAGGUAAUAAAUAUCAAGCAACAGAUAUACCGGCUGUACUAACGCCUACCGAGAGAGAGACGGAUUCUCGCAGGUUACAAGAUUUGGAGACUUUGGUUUGGACUCCGAGACACAACUUGACAGAUCGUCAGAUCGAUCAAUUCCUCGUUGUUAGCAGAUCAGUAGGCACCUUCGCGAGAGCCUUAGACUGUUCGUCCUCCAUUAAGCAACCCUCCUUGCAUAUGUCUGCAGCUGCUGCAUCUAGAGACAUUACUCUGUUUCACGCGAUGGAUACAUUGCACCUGCAUGCCUAUGACUUGUCGAAUGCCUUAGCGUCUUUAGUACCUAGCACCGGCCCCGUAUUGUGCCGAGACGAGAUGGAGGAAUGGAGCGCAUCCGAGGCGAACCUGUUUGAAGAGGCGCUCGAGAAAUAUGGAAAGGACUUUGCGGAUAUACGAGCCGACUUUUUACCAUGGAAAACGCUGAAGAACGUAAUCGAGUAUUAUUACAUGUGGAAAACGACGGAUCGGUAUGUCCAGCAGAAAAGAGUGAAGGCUGUAGAGGCGGAGAGUAAGCUGAAGCAAGUUUAUAUACCGAAUUACAACAAGACCCCCACAUCGACAACCGCACCUUCCAGCGCCACGAUUGUACCUUUGGGCAAUAGUAAUAGCAAUAGUAACGGAAAACCGACCAGCGUUCUGAACGGUAACAGUAACGGCAACAUGAUAGGUGACAAUUCCGGGAAUUUACUUAUGGUCGGAGUUGGUGGAAAACCAUGUGAGAGUUGUCAAAUUGUCCAGAGUCCACAGUGGUAUGCUUGGGGACCAUCGCACAUGCAGUAUCGUCUCUGUCAAUCCUGUUGGGUAUAUUGGAAGAAGUAUGGAGGGCUCAAGGUGCCGUCGCGCAUAGACGACGUCGAUCUCGAGAGGAAACGCGCCGGCGCCGGAUCGGACGAAGAGAGUAAAGGGAUGGGCGGCGCGCACAGGCCGCAUCGAUGCAGCAUUCCUACCUGCGGCAAGGAGUUCAAAUUGAAGGCUCAUCUGAGCCGUCACUACGCGAGCGCGCAUGGAGUGGAUCUGCGCGGCGCCGCCGGAAGCGGCGGCGGCGGCAGCGGAUCACCGCGGCCGGUGAUGAAGACCCGGUCUGCGUUUUAUUUGCGCACCUCCUUGUUGGCGCGUGCCGCGCGACGUCUGUGCGCUGCGCAAUUGCGCACACGUCACGCCGCGCGGGCACCCCAUCAGCCGGUGAAUGCGGCGCCGUUGCGGCACCUAUGCGCCCAGCUAACAUCCAAGGCACCUACGGAAUUACGUAUGCUUGCACGCGCCGUACGGCCUCGGCCGCGUCCCCAAGUGAUCGACAUCGCCUCGCGCUUAGGCGAUCAUCCGGCACCUCGGCAGCCCGGUGAUUGGGACUGGCUGACGUUGACUGCUCCGGCACAACGCAAGCAGCCUGAUCGAGUCUCAUUUCCACGCCCGCCGAAGGCACCGGAUGGCAGCCUUUUGUAUGAGAGGGUACCAAACAAACCUGAAGUGGACAGACUUGCAUUAACGCCUCCCCAGCCGCAAUCUGUUAUGUCAACCCAGCAGAAUAUCCUCAAACGUCCAAGACCAUUCGACGAAAUUAAUGGUUCUGAUGGUAUCGCCUUGAACGCAGUUCCUUCUGGCGUACCACCUCCGAAAAGAGUCCAUCAUCAACAACAACUGCAUCCGAAGCAUACAUUGGAACAUCCCACACCUGCAGUUCUUCCCCUCGCGCCACCUCUUAAUGGUAGGGCUUCUCAUCCACAUACGUUGCCUCAUGGUCCGCCGCUGUCUAGAAGUAACGCACGUAAGCAGGUUUUAUCGUGGAUGGAUGCACCUGAUGAUGUCUACUUCCGCGCCACCGAACAGAUCAAAAGAGCUAGAAGAACCCUACCAUCAAUGGAGUUACGAAGAGCGGCGCGUAAACCAUGGCGUAGAAUGUCACUUCCUCUGAAUCCGCUUCACCUCCAAAGAGCGGGUCGCCAAGACGAUAUGGUCGUUAUCUUGGAUUGAAUCCGUACAAUCAAGACGAAUACAAUCGAACGAUAUUGUAUGUCGGUUUAUUAACCGCGAAGCGUGAUGCCGUUAAUGUAAUCUUUAAUCAUGUGAAGUUUACACAUAGUGAAGAUCACAGUUUCGUGUAUCGUCAUUGGCAGCUUCGAUGGAUCGAGCCAACAUUCGUAAAUUUUAUAACCGGAAGAUCCUGAUAGCUCCUCACGACGAGAUUUCUUUUCUUGUGGAAGCUGAGUAAAAAUGGUCUGGCCUGAUCGAACAUGUAUGUUGAACAAUCGAGAACAUUGUUGAACUGUAACGACUUCACUACUUACGGAAUACUACUGAAGAAUUAAUGUUCAGUACUAAGUCAUUCAACGUGAAUUAUGAUUUUCUAUCCGUAUUAAUUAUUGUUGUUAUUAAUAAUAAUUAUUAAUAAUAAUUAUUAAUAAUUGAAUGUACAUAUACAUUAUACUACACAUAGCCAUGCAACACGACAUACAUAACUUUGCAACACUACAAGUACACAUAUACACACAUACGCGAUAUACAUCACACACAGAUGCGCGCACACACACGUACAUUCACACAUACAGAAUCGCUCAUUCACUCAUUUAAUAUAUACAUGGACACAUUCAAGUACUGAAAAACGAUCGGUACGAAUUUAAUAGAUACGAUAAAAAAUUGGCCGAUACCUACAGAUAAGCUCAUGAAUAGUUGUGUACAGAAAACGUAACAGUGACGCAACUUUUGAAUAACAUUUGGCACGACUAUACUUCGAAUAUACUUCGAAGUACUAUGCCAAUGUUUUUUAGCAGUUAGUUACUCGAGUGUUGUGUUUUCUGGAUACAACCAAUGUUACGGCCGUGCAAGUAACAGACGAAUGUCUGAUCGGAAGCGAAUGUGUAAGGAAGAGAAAGAGAGAGAGAAUGCGCGCGAGAAAAUAUAUAACCGAAUGAGUGACUGAAUUAUAGUGUGUAUGGGAGACAGAAAGAAAGAAUGCUCAUUGUGAAUAUUUUUAUUAAAUUUUCAAAUUUGAUGACUUCCGUCUAAAAAAUUAAUAAAUAAAUAUAAGCAUCAGUGAAAAAAAAAUCUUAA
This is a messenger RNA of Monomorium pharaonis (pharaoh ant), 3728 nucleotides long. Its product is annotated as metastasis-associated protein MTA3-like. Gene Ontology annotation, molecular function: histone deacetylase binding; chromatin binding; transcription coactivator activity. The coding region runs from base 135 to 2651 and encodes 838 amino acids. The transcript is spliced from 11 exons. NCBI's taxonomy places the organism in Eukaryota, Metazoa, Arthropoda, Insecta, Hymenoptera, Formicidae. The record is from RefSeq and is a predicted model, not a curated record. Gene Ontology annotation, cellular component: nucleoplasm; NuRD complex. Gene Ontology annotation, biological process: negative regulation of transcription by RNA polymerase II.